Chara braunii is the source of this 1725-nucleotide messenger RNA. The record is from the annotation of a GenBank genome assembly. NCBI's taxonomy places the organism in Eukaryota, Viridiplantae, Streptophyta, Charophyceae, Charales, Characeae.
GCGAGCUUGAUGAGCUUCGCCGGCAACUCAAAGAACUCGUAGAGAAGGGUUGGAUCCGGCCGAGUGUUUCUCCUUAUGGAUCACCAGUCCAAUUCGUACCGAAGAAGGAAGGAACAUUGAGGAUGUGCAUUGACUAUAGGGGCCUCAAUGCCAUCACUGUCAAGAACAAAGAGCCCCUACCGCGCAUCAAUGGCUUGCUAGAUAGAGUGCAAGGGUGUCGGUACUUCAGUAAGGUAGACCUGAAGUCUGAGUACCAUCAGAUUGCAAUCCGUCCCGAGGAUCAACACAAAACCGCAUUUCAGACUAGGUACGGUCUGUACGAGUUUGUGGUGAUACCUUUCGGGCUUUGCAAUGCUCCUGGCACCUUUCAGCACGCUAUGAAUCGGAUAUUUCAUGACUACUUGGAUAAGUUUGUCAUCGUGUACCUCGAUGACAUACUUAUUUUUAGUAAGACUGUCGAGGAGCACAUUGCGCACUUGGACAAAAUCCUUCGUCUUCUUCGACAACACAAGUUCAAGAUCAACGGUGAAAAGUGUGAGUUUGGCCGCACCCGUGUCUCGUACUUGGGUCAUGAGAUUUCCGCGGAGGGAUUGAAGCCCGAUGACACGAAGAUGUCCAGCAUUCGUGACUGGCCGCGUCCUCACUUUGUGACUGAGAUGAGGUCCUUCUUAGGGAUGACAGGCUACUACCUCAAUUUUGUUCAGAAUUACAGCAUAGUGGUCGCCCCUUUGACGAACCUGACUCGCCUUGACACCCCAUGGGAGUGGACAGACAGGUGUGAGGCUGCUUUCAGACAACUGAAGCAUGCGUUGACACACCAUGAGGUCUUGAAACUUCCUGAUCCUGACAAACCUUUCGUAGUAACUACGGAUGCUAGCCAAUAUGGCAUAGGCGCGGUAGAGUACAUGUCCAAAAAGAUGCCCUCUCAGAAGUUGGCUAAGUCCACCUAUGAGAAGGAACUCUAUGCGAUCUACAAGGCGCUCACCCAUUGGAGACACUAUCUCCUUGGGAGGUUCUUCUACGUCAGGACUGAUCACCAGACCAUGAAGUGGAUGAGAACCCAGCCUAUGCUUUCCGACGCUCUGAAGCGUUGGAUCGAAGUCAUAGAGCAGUAUGACUUUGAGCCCCAGUACAUCAAGGGCGAGUACAACAAGGUUGCUGAUGCGCUGUCGCGUAGGCCAGAUUUCUCUAGUGCGCUGAUCACUGAGUUUGGGCUUGCGGACGAUGUUACUCGCUCUAUGAUGGAAGCCUAUCGCGAGGACCAGUUUAUGUCUGAGAUCAUACACAGACUCGAGGCGAAGAACAAAGUGACUUCUGCCGAGUUUGUGUUGGUCAACGGACUGUUGUUCCUUGAGAAGGCAGGGAAUAAACGUCCGUGUUUGCCAGAUUGGGAGUCUUUGCGUAGUUUAUUUUUAGGCGAGUGUCAUGAUGCCACCGGAUAUUUUGGUUUCAAGAAGACUGCAGCCAAUCUGCUGCAGCGAUUCUGGUGGCCCACGAUGAUGAGAGAUGCCAAGCUGUACGUGGAGACUUGUCAGAUCUGUCAGAGAGACAAGCCCCGUACACAGGCCCUUCUUGGGCUCCUCAAGCCCCUUUCGAUUCCGGAAAGGCCCAGUGAGAGCCUGUCUAUGGACUUCAUGGACACGCUGGUCACCAGCAAGAGUGGAAUGAGACACAUCUUUGUUAUCGUGGAUAGGUAGUAAGUACGCUAGGUUAGUUGCAAUGUCG